This is a messenger RNA of Coregonus sp. 'balchen', 7987 nucleotides long. Lineage: Eukaryota; Metazoa; Chordata; Actinopteri; Salmoniformes; Salmonidae. The record is from the annotation of a GenBank genome assembly.
ACCGGGAAGUAUGCGGGCCUCGUGUGGGAGAACGACGACAAGAGCAUCUUCAGGAUACCGUGGAAGCAUGCGGGCAAGCAGGACUACAACCGGGACGAGGAUGCCGCUCUCUUCAAGGUACUGUAUGAUACCGGGCCUCAACGGAAUGUCUCCCAGAUGUUGCAUUUACGCACUGCAUUUGUGAGAGAUGUGUAUUAUACACUUGACCAACAUGUUGGACAUUUAGUUGUGUUGGUUGCAAACACAGAACUAUUAGACUAAUGAUGAGUUCAGUUCGUGCGCAUUGGGUAGGUUGAAGUGCCAAAUCCAUGACGCAUAGGACUUGUCUUCAACUCAUGCACAACUGCGCCGGUGAUUCGUUACCCAUGUCUCACCGCUCAGUUUUGUGUGACCUUCCUGCAGGCUUGGGCGCUGUUUAAAGGCAAGUUUCGCGAGGGCAUCGACAAACCGGACCCGCCAACGUGGAAGACGCGACUGCGGUGCGCGCUCAACAAAAGUAACGACUUCGAAGAGCUCGUGGAGAAGAGUCAGCUGGACAUCUCAGACCCCUACAAAGUCUACCGGAUCAUACCGGAGGGCGCCAAGAGACGUCAGUAGAAUUAUAUUCUAUCAAUUCUACCCAUUAUUCUACGCAAUUUAAGUGGCCUUCUAAUUCAUGCAAUAUGAAAAUAGUGGUUAGAAAAUAGGUUAUCGAAAGUUAUAAAAUCAACUUCUUGUUUUUAUCAUAUACACCACUAUCAGUAGGAAACAGAGAUGCCACCCACUCACUCAAUGCCCCAAUGAGUUUUGAUAGGGGGGUAGGGUUUUGAUAGAGGGUAGGGUUUUAAUAGGGUUUUGAUAGGGGGGUAGGGUUUGAUAGGGUUUUGAUAGGGGCCAGUGAGUUCUGUACAAAUACACAUCAGUAUGCUGGAUAAUCAGGCUGCAAAACCACAAGACACUUUGAAUUAGUUACAGCCAACUGUAGGAUAAAGUCCUGAUUAUGCUUAUGCAUGUGUAAUAAUUAAUGUAUGAUUCUCUUAUGAACUUUGAGAGUGCAUUGAAUGUGUGUCUGUCUGUGUUUUGUUUAAAUUAUUACUCCUGUGUAACAGAUUUCUUGCUAUCAGGAUCCAAACAGGAGGAUGGUGGCAGCCCGCUGAGUCCCCCGAGCUAUCCCAUGCACCCCUCUUACCCCACCCUACAGACUCAGGUAACUAUUACAAGGAAGGCUGUGUGUGCGUGCAUGUGUGCAGUGUUGGGGAAGAUACUCUGAAAAUAUAGUUUACCAAUUACUUCACACUGGAAGAAGUUAAGCUACCCUUAAGAAAAAUAUAGUUUACUUAACUAAAGUUACUGUGAAAAAAGUAGUUCACUACAUCAAAACUACUUUAAAAUGUGAAAUGGCAUAGAAUACAGAUUGCAAGAACAGAUCACUCUGGAGACAGAUGUUAACAGAAUGUGUAAUUUAGCCUAUUAAACACAAACUAUGUUUCAAGUGAGAAUUAGUCAGGUCUGAUGCCAAAAAAGAAAGUAGUGCAUAGUUCCAGUAGUUAGCUACACCACUACAUCGCAAGAAAGUAAUUAACUACUGAAAACACUACCAAGAUUUGAAUUUAGUUCAACUUCCACCAAGUUACUGCAACAUGUAGUUAAAUGACUAGUUGAAUUACAUGUAGUUCACUACUCCCCAACACUGCGUGCAUGUGUGUGUGUGAGCCAGAGAGAGAGAGACAGCUGCACGAAUCUCUGUCUCUAUGUGUGUAGAUGCGAUGGUUUGACUGACAGGUAUCUCCCUCUGUCUCUAUGUGUGUAGAUGUCGGGGUACAUGCCCAGUGCAGAGCGAGGCUGGAUGAGGGACUAUCUUCCAGAGCAGGCCUCUCUCCCUGAGCUGCCCUAUGCCCAGUGCUCCUACCCCUCACGCAGCCUACCCUGGGCCCAGGGCCCCAGCAUGGACAACGGUAGGCCUAAUACCACAGCAUCCAUGUUUGUUUGAGUGAGAGAAUGUAAUUUCGGGUGUGUAGAUGUGUAGUCAGAAUCAGAAUCACCUUUAUUCACCCAAUACAUUUGCAUGUACAGGAAUUUGACUUGGUGAAAUGGUGCUGCCACAAUACACAGAGUAAACAGACAGAUGAUAAACAGGAUAUACAGACAACAUACUGUAUGUAGAAGCCGACAUUACACACAUCCACAAGCUGUAUGUACACUGUAAGCUAAGAACUACAAGCUACACUAUAAACACUAAGUUACAUUAUAAAUUAUGUAUGUAGAGAUGUAUAAAUGAAUAAACUAUUUUACAGGAUGAUGUGCGGUGGGGGAAAUAUGUAAAUGAAAAAGAGUCGGGUGCAUAUGAGGAUGUGCAGAGAGUGUAAAGAGCAAUUUGCCGUUCUAGGAUGAUAGUGCAGGGUGCAUAGUCUAUGAAUUAGAAGAUUUAUCAUGGCCCAGUUGGUGAGGGUCAAGAAGCUGUUCAGGUGGCGGGAGUUAUGUUCAGAUGGGCCUUUAUCCUAACUUGACAUCUGCUCAAAUAACUCGCUUUUCGCGUAAGUCUUCCAUUGACAUCAAUGCGUGAUUGAGGUCCUGUCUCUCUGUUUGCAGGCUACCAGAUCACAGGGUCCUUCUACACCUACCCUACUGAUGGCCAGCCCUCCCCCUUCACACUGGACACCAGCAUGAGAUCAGCUGAGGCACUCUCUGGUACAAUACACACACACACACACACACACACACACACACACACACACACACACACACACACACACACACACACACACACACACACACACACACACACACACACACACACACACACACACACACACACUUCAUGUAUGACCCACGUAAUUGGUAUUAUAUUGUGUUAGCUAAACACCUUGAUUUGAUGCUGUUUCUCUGACCCUUACUCCCUCCUCCACCCCAGAUAUGCGGUUACAUGUGUCAGUGUUCUACCGGGACUCCUUGUGGAGGGAGGUGACCACCUCCAGUCCUGAAGGCUGUCGCAUCACUCCCUGCUCCCCAGACGACAAGCUCUAUUCCCCCACUGGAGGUCCAGACCUGGUGCCCCUACCCCUGGACAGCCUCCCAGCCCUGGGGAAGGGGGAGGAGUGCCCCCCCAGCCCCCCUGGUGGUACCCUGGAGAGGGGCGUGUUGCUGUGGAUGGCCCCAGAUGGCCUCUACGCUCGGCGGCUGUGCCAGGAGAGAGUGUUCUGGGAAGGAGGGUUAUCACCCUACGGAGACAAACCUAACAAGCUGGAGAGGGAACACACCUGUAAACUACUGCACACACAGGACUACCUCGCAGGUGAGUUAACGUACACUGCAGGCAUGCAGGCAGGCGGACACGCACCCACACACGUGUGUCUCAUUCACUGGCAAACCAAACCACUCUGUUGUCAUGCUGUUUCCUGGUCAUGGACAGGAAGCAGAUAUGUCCUCAUUUCCUAUACAUAUGUUGAGAUUGCCUCCAUACUCCCUACAACACACUUUUAAGAAUGACACAUAGUAGUGACCUCAUCCCCGCCCACCUACCACAGAUGUGUUCAGCCUGAUUGGUCUAAUUUGCAUAUAGAACCAGGAGUUUCCAUCCAGUCACACAUCCUCUAAAGUCACCACUACACCAGCUCAUAAGAAUUCACUUUGACCUAAAUUAAUUAACCCUUUCUCGAUACAAUGUACCCUCCCUGCAAACCUAUCUACCAAACCCUACCCUCUAGAUCGAAUCCCCUUUCCCCUUCCUGUCUGGAAGACCUGCAAUCUCUCCUCUCUACCUCACCUCUCCCUCCCUGUUUGUCUCAGAGCUGCAGGGCUAUGCCCUCCACGGUCGGCCGCCUCCACGCCACUCCUCUGUACCUAAACUAACCAUCUAGACCCUAUUAACCACUUAUUUCUCUCUGUCUACCAGAGUUGCAGGGCUAUGCCCUCCACGGCCGGCCCCCUCCACGUCUCCAGGUGAUGCUGAGCUUUGGAGACGAGUGUCUGGACCCGCAGAGACAGAGGAGGACCCUCACUGUACAGGUACAGUAUAUAACUUUCACCCAACAUCAACAUGACCUCUACUACCGGUCUUCAACCCCCCUCUCUACUUUACUCACACCCCAUCACCUAAUCCUGGCCCUCUCUACACCCCCUAACCUCCCUCCACUCUACUCAUCUCAAAUCAAAUAGUAUUUGUCACAUGCUUCGUAAACAAUAGAUGGAGACCAAUGGUGUAAAGUACUUAAGUAAAAAUACUUUAAAGUAGUACUUAAGUAGUUAUUUGGGGUAUCUGUACUUUACUUUACUAUUUAUAUUUUUGACAACUUUUACUUCACUACAUUCCUAAAGAAAAUGAUGUACUUUUUACUCCAUACAUUGUCCCUGACACCCAAAAGUACUUGUUACAUGAUGAAUGCUUAGCAGGACAGGAAAAUGGUCCAAUUGAUGCACUUAUCAAGAGAACACGUGGUCAUCCCUACUGCCUCUGAUUUGUCAGACUCACAAAAUACAAAUGCAUCGUUUGUAAAUUAUGUCUGAGUGUUGGGGUGUACCCCUGGCUAUUCGUAAAUUUUUAAAACAAGAAAAUGGUGCCGUCUGCUUUGCUUAAUAUAAGGAAUUUGAAAUGAUUUAUACUUUUACGUUUCAAUACUUAAGUAUAUUUUAAUGAUUACAUUUACUUUUGAGACUUAAGUAUAUUUAGAACCAAAUACUUUUACUCAAGUAGUAUUUUACUGGGUGAUUUCACUUUUACUUGAGUAACUUUCUAUUAAGAUAUCUAUACUUUUACUCAAGUAUGACAGUUCGAUACAUUUUCCACCACUGGUGUAGACUAACAGUGAAAUGCUUACUUAUGGGCCCUUCCCAACAAUGCAGAGAGAAAAAAGGUGUGAUUUUUCACCGCUCUGCUGACAAGUAUUUGUCUCCCUUAAUACAGGAGUAAUUAAGGCCUGGUGCACAAUUUUUGUUGUGUUAAAUAUAUACAGUACCAGUCAAAAGUUUGGACACACCUACUCAUUCAAGGGUUUUUCUUUAUUUUUACUAUUUUCUACAUUGUAGAAUAAUAGUGAAGACAUCAAAACUAUGAAAUAACACAUAUGGAAUCAUGUAGUAACCCAAAAAGUGUUAAACAAAUCAAAAUAUAUUUUAUAUUUGAGAUUCUUCAAAGUAGCCACCCUUUGCCUUGAUGACAGCUUUGCACACUCUUGGCAUUCUCUCAACCAGCUUCAUGAGGAAUGCUUUUCCAACAGUCUUGAAGGAGUUCCCACAUAUGCUGAGAACUUGUUGGCUGCUUUUCCUUCACUAUGAGGACCAACUCAUCCCAAACCAUCUCAAUUGGGCUGAAGUCGAGUGAUUGUGGAGGCCAGGUAAACUGAUGCAGCACUCCAUCACUAUACUUCUUGGUCAAAUAGCCCUUACACAGCCUGGAGGUGUGUUUUGGGUCAUUGUCCUGUUGAAAAACAAAUGAUAGUCCCACUACGUGCAAACCAGAUGGGAUGGCGUAUCGCUGCAGAAUGCUGUGGUAGCCGUGCUGGUUAAGGGUACCUUGAAUUCUAAAUAAAUCACUGACAGUGUCACCAGCAAAGCACUCCAACACCAUCACACCUCCUCCUCCAUGCUUCACGUUGGGAACCACACAUGCAGAGAUCAUCCGUUCACCUACUCUGCGUCUCACAAAGACACGGCGGUUGGAACCAAAAAUCUAUUAUUUGGACUCAUCAGACCAAAGGACCGAUUUCCACCAGUCUAAUGUCCAUUGCUCGUGUUUCUUGGCCCAAGCAAGCCUCUUCUUCUUAUUGGUGUCCUUUAGUAGUGGUUUCUUUGCAGCAAUUCGACCAUGAAGGCCUGAUUCACACAGUCUCCUCUGAACAGUUGAUGUUGAGAUGUGUCUGUUACUUCAACUCUGUGAAGCAUUUAUUUGGGCUGUAAUUUCUGAGGCUGGUAACUCUAAUGAACUUAUCCUCUGCAGCAGAGGUAACUCUGGGUCUUCCUUUCCUGUGGCGGUCCUCAUGAGACCCAGUUUCAUCAUAGUGCUUGAUGGUUUUUGCGACUGCACUUGAAGAAACUUUCAAAGUUCUUGACAUUUUCCGGAUUGACUGACCUUCAUGUCUUAACUUAAUGAUGGACUGUCGUUUCUCUUUGCUUAUUUGAGCUGUUCUUGCCAUAAUAUUACAUUUACAUUACAUUUUAGUCAUUUAGCAGACGCUCUUAUCCAGAGCGACUUACAGUUAGUGAAUACAUAUUUUUUUUUUUAUACUGGCCCCCCGUGGGAAUCGAACCCACAACCCUGGCGUUGCAAACGCCAUGCUCUAUCAACAUCCCUGCCGGCCAUUCCCUCCCCUACCCUGGACGACGCUGGGCCAAUUGUGCGCCGCCCAUGGACUUGGUCUUUUACCAAAUAGGGCUAUCUUCUGUAUACCCCCCCCUACCUUGUCACAACACAACUGAUUGGCUCAAACGCAUUAAGAAUAAAAUAAAUUCCACAAAUUAACUUUUAACAAAGGCACACCUGUUAAUUGAAAUGCAUUCCAGGUGACUACCUCAUGAAGCUGGUUGAGAAAAUACCAAGAGUGUGCAAAGCUGUCAUCAAGGCAAAGGGUGGCUACUUUGAAGAAUCGUAAAUCUCAAAUAUAUUUUGAUUUGUUUAACACUUUAUUGGUUACUACGAUUCCAUACGUGUUAUUUCAUAUUUUUUAAAACAUUUUAGUCAUUUAGCAGACGCUCUUAUCCAGAGCGAGUUACAGUUUUAGUGAGUGCAUACAUUUUUCAUACUGGCCCCCCGUGGGAAUCGAACCCACAACCCUGGCGUUGCAAGUGCCAUGCUCUACCAACUGAGCUACAGGAGGCCAGUACAGUUUUGAUGUUUUGAUGUCUUCACUAUUAUUCUACAAUGUAGAAAAUAGUAAAAAUUAAGAAAAACCCUUGAAUGAGUAGGUGUGUCCAAACUUUUGACUGGUACUGUGUAUAUAUAUAUAGUUUUGUACUUUUUUUUGUGGGGGGGUAUUUAUCAGGGGUUGCUGCAGCACCCUCAGCACCCCUACGUCCUGCGGCUAUGCCCCGUUACCACCGCCACCACCUCCCAGUGACACCAGUACUGAUCCCUGCUGUUCCCCUCCGCCCCUGCAGGUGGAGCCCAUGUUCGCCAGGCAGCUCCUGUACUACACCCAGCACCAGCAGACCAGCGGACACUACUACCGCAGCUACGACCUCUCCCUCCCAGGGGUCACGGAACACAGCAUGACACCUGCCUUAACCGAGGACUACCAGAGGGUCAUCGCGCAUCACCAUAGCAACACCCUGCAGGACUGACAGAUCUGAACAUCUCUGAUCACAUUCAGACUGCGGUGCAGGACAUGGGGAGAGGAGGAGACGGGAGAAAGCCUGGGGAGAGGAGGAGAGUCGUUUCACUGUACUCUGGAUCCCAGAUUUCACUCAAAGCCGAAGCAGAACUAUGCCACUCCAAUCCAAGACAAACUGAACCAAGCCAGGCCAGACUGAACUGAACCAAGCCAGGCUAUGGAGGAACAUACACCGGGACCAUUGAAGAGACUGUAACAGAUAGUUGUAUACUGUAGAUGUGUUUGUGUUUUGUAAGGACUCAAGGGAAUCAAUGCCCCAACAUUUCUUUGGACCAAACUUUAUUUCAACAUCUCUCAGGGAGCCGUCCUUCGGCCUUAGAGACCCAAACUUGAUUGACAUUUUGUGUUUCAACGUCCACUUUCUGACAGCAACAGAACUGACAGCUGUAGUGAUUGUAUCGACAUAUGUGUUUUUGUAUGUGCUUAAUUGUGUUUGCUCAAUUUCUUCUGUAAAUAUGUUUUACAUUUUACCUGACUACUGUUGCUACUACUGUAUGCAGAUUUCCCAGCAUCAAUACUGAAUAAUAGGGAAUAAUGUAAUAGAGAUUACCAAAGACUGCCUCUGAGAUUGGACAACACUGACUAGCAUGCUGAAUCUUCGAUAAGAUCAGUGAGAUUGGACUACACUGAAACACUGACUAGCAUGCUGAACCCUUCGAUAAGCUCAGUCUGUCAUACAUACGGAA